GCUAUGCCCUGUACUUCUCUUCCAGCAGUGAGGAUGAAUUCGAAAUGUGAUGCUCUUGAGACCAAAGUCAUGUGUCGGCUCUGGCAUGGAAGGUAGUUGAGAGUAGCUAGUUGGGGCUGGCAGCAGAAUAUUUGCAAAGCUGUUCUAUUGCUGUACUAUCACUAUAAUGACAGCUGUAGGAAAGACUGAAGUGAAAAUAUGUGCCAAGAGAAAAGAAACUAAAGAGAGUUGAUUUAUUAAGUAACAAGUCAUGUUUUUCUGUACGCUUUCGGUUUCUUGUGACCAGCUGUCAGCCUUAUUAGUAUGGUGCUGCUUCAUGGUCUAAGAACACUGUAGUUAUGAUCAUCUAGGAAAGCUUCUGGCUGAUGGCCAUUUGUGCUUCAAAGAGGCCCCCUUGAUGUGGAGGCUCGGAAGAGAGCACAUGUUGCGUUUACUUCUUUUGUAAUGAAGGUAGUGGUGAAGACUACUGAGUGCUAAAAAUGAAAAUAGCUUAUUGCUCCAAACACUUCUGGAGCUUCGCAGUCUUGAAUUCUUUCCCCCGCCCUGCUCUUGUGCUCUUCUUCAGACAGGGCAACGCUCAGUCCCAUGCUUUAUGCUUUUUAGCUUACGGUGUGCCUUCAGGGUGUAGCUCAGCUGCUCUCCCUGGUACCAGAAUCUACCACCACAAUCUACCGAUCAACCAUGAAGGCUUUAUCAAGCAAACCUAUCCUCUGGUUUUGGGCUUACUGCAUAGUGCAAAAGUCUAUAAUCCCCUUGAAGUUGUGCCUGCAGCCUCGUCUUGUGAGAACAAACACUCAACUGCUAUUAUGGCCCAUUAUGUUCUGAAGAAGGGACAGUUGUUUCCCUUCCCUCCAGCCUGAUUUAUGCUUUAAGGAAAUUCAAGGCCAGGCUGGAUGAGGCUUUGAGCAGUCUGGUCUCUGGUGGGAGGUUUCCCUGCCCAGGGCAGGGGGUUGGAACGAGAUGAUCUUUAAGGUCCCUUCCAACCCGAACCAUUCUGUGAUUCGGUGUGUGAUUCUGUGAAGUUUGUUCCCCUUCAGCUCACUUGAGUCUCUCAUAAUGAAGAAGGUGUGUGAUAUUUUGAUGGCGUUUCUGAUCAUCUCUCAAGAGUCAAUAUUUCAGGCAUGUCCAGUACUGCUGCCCGAACUGUGUUUUCAUGUUUAGCAGUCACCACGAUAUUCCUGGAGUGAUUAAAACACAUUUAUUUCUGAGAAGUCGUAUUGAAUUGCUGUUCUGCGGUGGGGUAUUAUUGUAACCAUUUUGUUUGAACGUUGUUUUUUUUUUUUUAGGGUCACUUAGCGGAAUAAGCAUAUGGACACCUCUUUGCAGUAGGAUAACUACUACCUGCAGUCACUGAAAUGUUUCGAGAAAAUAUUGAUAAACCCUUUCAGUUCCGCCCCCAGUGAUCCAUAGAUAUGAGGAGGCUAUAUUGGAUACUGCAAGAUACAUAACAGCACUGCUUAUUUGGCUUUGUGGUGGGCAAGGAUUGAAUAACGAAGGAAAUGCUAGACAGCUGCUGUCAGCUUGGAGGAACUGAGAGUUGGAAUUAUAUGUAAAAGAUUCUUGUGUUUGGGUGGGGUUUUCUUAAGAUUUUAGACUGAAUUUUUACUAGUUGCAAACUUUUCUCUUAAAAAUCCAUAACAAAAGAAACAGAACUUUGUUGUUAAUCUUUUAUUGUUUUAGUUCUAUCUAGAAUGAAAACUCCCAAAUCCGUUUCUAAGAAGGCAGAGGCAAGCUUGAAGGACUUCAUUGAUGACUCGGAUGAUUUCUUCUCGGAUUUUAAAGUGAGAAAGAGCACAAGAAAGAAUGCACAGAAUGAUCUUCAGACAGCGAAGAAGUUGAUGAGUUCUGGAAAGAAAAACACUUGCUGCCAAGAACUGCACUAUUCAGAGACUUCAAGUGACACUGAAGAUUCUGUCUUUGCAGAGAGUUCAUGGCACGACGACCAAAAUGCGGGAGUGAAAGGCGAGACAGAGAGUUGGAGGUGCAUAAAACUUCCAUCUCCACAAAAUCUGAAAGCCUCUAUUUCCAGAGGCAGUCCAGACUUGUCUGUUAGAAGAAAAGAAAGGAGCUGUGAAAAGAGUACAGAAAACAAAGUGCCAGCUGUGGCGCUACGACAAAGUAGAGACGUAGAAUCAGAUAGCUCAGAUGACGAAUUCAAAUCAUUAAUAGAACGAAUAAGGAAAAGGAGUAUACCCCGAAAACCAAUCUUAAGCACAAGUAGAACUGUCUACCAGCCAAGCGUUAUAGAAAACAUCAAGCCACCCUGUGAAGGUGCCCAGCCCUUGAAAGGGGAGGGAGUCAAGACACCAAGGCCAAACUCCAUUUCACUUCAAGAAACACCUUCCAGGAUAAUGUCUUCUGCAAAAAUUCCUAGGGAUGAAUCGGUCAGUUGCUCACAAUCAGCAAAGACAGAGGAAAGGCUAAGAGUGUGCUCGGUGCCUGGCUGUUUCUUGCAAGAUCUCUCAAAUCCGGCUUCCCACUAUGUGAAGUAUUUCAAGAAAAAUAAAGAGGAGCUGGCACAGAAGCUCUAUUGUCUGUAUAAUAGUACCAUCUUUGAGCAGAAGUUACCAGAGAAAAUGACAAUAAUAUGGAAUAAGAAAAUGAGAAAAACAGCAGGAUAUUGUGUAACUGGGAAGACAGAAGGUCCUGAAGCAAAGCGUUACGCUCGCAUAGAACUUUCUGAGAAAGUCUGUGACUCUGCAGAUCGUCUUCGAGACACACUAAUUCAUGAGGUUUGCCACGCAGCCACCUGGCUGAUCAACGGUGUUCGUGAUGGACAUGGACGGUUCUGGAGAUUCUAUGCCAAUAAAUCAACUGUGAUUCACCCGGAACUGCCAGUAGUAACACGAUGCCACACCUAUGAGAUUAAUUACAAAUUCAUCUAUGAGUGUGUUCUGUGCAAAGCUACGAUUGGACGUCAUUCCAAGUCUCUGGACAGCGAGCGCUUUGUGUGCGCAUUCUGCGGCGGGCAGCUGGUCCUGAGACAGCCCACUAAGAAGGACGGCACUCCCGCUCGGACACAUCUAACACCCUUUGCAAAUUAUGUGAAAGAAAACUAUAGACUUACUAAAAGAGAGCAGCAUGGGCUGAGUCACGCAGAAGUCAUGCGGAAACUCAGUGCUGAUUUUGCUUUAAAAACUAGGCUUCAAGAUUCCUUGUGAUAUCGCCAUACAUUUCCUUUCUUGAUGCCACUUAAAUUUUGCGUGUAGUAGUAAAUAAGUUUGAUGUGAGUCUAAGAAUAUGUUUCAGAAGUUUCCAGAUAAUUUGAAUAUUUUAGUAUUAAAUACUUGUAAUAAAGAUGACCUUAAGGCCUUCUCUAAAAUGGGCAAGAGUGAGCAAGAAGUAGUGAUGAUAGAAAGUCCAUGUCGAUGUGCAGGUCAGUCAGGGUAUCCUUCUUAGACUUCAGAUAAACAUCGCCUGUGCCUGGGAGGAUGCAGUUCUAGGCCCUUCGUGGGACUGACUUGCUGAGUUUGUCUGGAAUUUUCUGAACAGUGUUUACGCGUAGUGCUCCAUAGUGUGUCUUCAGUGAGCAAUGGACUUACUCUUUCAUCCGGGUAGCUGAUAUGCUGUAGACUCUGUGUAAUGUGCCGAAGAUCUGCAGGUGUACAUCUGAAGGUGUACCUCUCCCUGGGAUUGCCAGAUGCAAGAAAAAUGCAGGCCCAUGAGCCAAAGUCCUGCGAUUCUGUCCGGAUGACUUCAAGGCAGGAAAAAGGGGCAGACCUGAAGGAGGCUUCGACAUGAGUUCAGGCAUUCUCCCAAGGAGAGUUUUGUGAGUGAUCCUUGGCUGGUUUUGUUAAAAGUAAGUGGCAGGUAGAUGAUGCCUCAAAUCUGUUAGAGAAAGCGUGAGUUUCUGCAAAGCCCUCUGGCCCUUGGUGUGAUCAAAGCUCCUUCUGAUUAAAUUUUGACUGCAGUUGUGCCUCUGUCACUGAGAUCUCAUAGAAGCUAAAAUAGAUGCAAAAGGUCAGGUUGGGGAAAGCAAACACUUUCCCACACAGAAUGAGGAGGUGUAGUCAGAUGACUUAACUCUUUCACGUAGAACAUGACUGAAUAUGUGUUAGCGUCUGCUGUAAACAAAUUGCUCAGGGGACUAGUAAUUUUGAAUAAUCAAUAAAUGCUAAUUUUAUAUCAGCUGUGGCGAUGAACCAGGCUUCUUUGUUUCAAUUUAACUGUGGCUGUGUAGGUAUUAGUACAUGAAAGCUUCUGAUUU
Chroicocephalus ridibundus (black-headed gull) is the source of this 4207-nucleotide messenger RNA. RefSeq names its product germ cell nuclear acidic peptidase (gene GCNA). Gene Ontology annotation, cellular component: nucleus. The transcript is spliced from 9 exons. The coding region runs from base 1692 to 3161 and encodes 489 amino acids. The record is from RefSeq and is a predicted model, not a curated record. Lineage: Eukaryota; Metazoa; Chordata; Aves; Charadriiformes; Laridae.